Molecule: messenger RNA, 930 nt
Organism: Silurus meridionalis
Lineage: Eukaryota; Metazoa; Chordata; Actinopteri; Siluriformes; Siluridae
Gene: cwc15
Product: CWC15 spliceosome associated protein homolog
Exons: 7
Coding region: 140-829 (229 amino acids)
Biological process (GO): mRNA cis splicing, via spliceosome
Cellular component (GO): catalytic step 2 spliceosome
Molecular function (GO): RNA binding
Source: RefSeq, a predicted model, not a curated record
UAGCGUCUAAUGUGCGUGCGGUCUUUUAUCACGUGACUCUCCCCGAAUAACGUGAUAAAAGAACGAACGACUCGGACCAGAAGACUCAUGAGAUGAACGACUCAAAUACAGUGUCAUCAGGUCGAUCUAAAGAUGAAGGAUGACCACAGCAGCACGGCCGACGUUUGAGCCCGCCCGUGGUGGGAGGGGCAAAGGAGAGGGAGAUCUGAGUGCGCUCUCCAAACAGUACUCCAGCAGAGACCUACCAGGACACACCAAGAUCAAAUACAGACAGCCGACCCAGGAUGCCCCUGAGGAAGUUCGCGCUCGUGAUUUCAGGCGUGAGCUGGAGGAGAGAGAGAGAGCAGCCGUUAAAAACAGAGAGAGAGGAGCGAGAGAACACACGUCCUCUUCUUCCUCCUCUUCAAAGCGUCCUCGCCUCGAUCAGAUUCCUGCCGCAAACCUUGACGCAGAUGACCCACUCACAGACGACGAUGAGGAUUCUGAUUCCGCCUCCGACAGUGAUGAUGACACCGCCGCCCUGCUGGCCGAACUUGAGAAAAUUAAGAAAGAGAGGGCAGAGGAGCAGGAGAGGAAGGAGCGGGAACAGAAAGCAGAGGAAGAGAGAAUUCGAAUGGAAAAUAUUCUGAGUGGUAAUCCACUUCUCAAUCUUGCUGGACAACCAACUCAUACACCUACCACCUUCAGUGUCAAACGCAGAUGGGACGAUGAUGUGGUCUUUAAAAACUGUGCUAAAGGUGUGGACGAGUCUCGGAAAGAGAAGCGUUUUAUUAACGACACUUUGCGCUCCGAAUUCCACAAAAAGUUUAUGGAGAAAUACGUUAAAUAAGAUGUGUGACCUUUGUGACCUUGGAUUUAGUUUAAUAUUUCCUUUCAGUUCUUCUCAUGAUUUUUUGUUUGUUUGUGUAAUAAAAGCUUCUGACUUCUUUA